UCUGUUGUGUUGAAUUGAACAAUUAUUAUCACAAAGUUCCAUUUUUUGACUAAAAAUUCCAUUAAUAUUCCCGUUUUGUCUGUAAUGAACCCAACCCACUUCUAAAUCUGUCUCCCUCCCUCUCUCUCUGUAUUUUCUCGGUCUAGAUUUGUUGAAUUUUGUUUUGGAAAGGGGCGUUACUCUCAGAGCGCUCCACCAAUAGCAAGAUCACCCCUUAUCCUUGAUAUUCAGUUUUCAGGUUAUUCAAUUUUAUUCAGUGCCGAACCUUUACAACCUAAACACAAGCUUAAUAUCAUCUUGUUGUAUUUUACUUGUGCAAAAUGCAUGGUGCAAAGAAAUCUCCCUUGCACGGUUUGUCUAAACACACCUCAGCUGAUACCAGGCGCCCCGUCAAUAUGCCUUCUAGUAAUCCUUUUGACUCUGAUGAUGAAUUGGAUAACAAGCAAACCCCCAAACUAUCUGGAAGAACAUCUUCUGAACCUUCUUCUCUCUUUGCAUCAAAUUUAAGCACGAAUCCUUUUGAUGAUGAAGAGGGAAAUGGUAGCUCCUCAUCUCAAAGAAGAUACAAGAACGGUUUCCACGACUCUGGCGGACUAGAGAACCAGUCCGUGCAGGAACUAGAGAAUUAUGCUGCAUAUAGAGCUGAAGAGACUACGAAGGCUGUGAACAAUUGCCUCAAGAUUGCAGAUGACAUUAGAGAAACUGCUACUGAAACUUUGGUUAAUUUGCAUCAGCAGGGAGAACAAAUUGCAAGAACUCACAUGGUUGCAGCUGACAUGGACCAUGACCUUAGUAGGGGUGAGAAGCUUUUGGGAAGUCUUGGGGGCAUAUUCUCCAAGACAUGGAAGCCUAAGAGGACGCGCCCAAUAACAGGCCCUGUAAUCACCCGAGAUGAUCCCGUUCAAAGAAAUGGUAAUCACUUGGAGCAGAGGGAAAGACUGGGUUUGACUUCCGCCUCGAAGGAACAUACAAGAACACGGACGCCACCCCCUGAACCUGCAAGUGCUAUGCAGAAAGUAGAGGUGGAGAAGGUGAAACAAGAUGAUGCCUUCUCGGAUUUAAGUAAUAUUUUGGGAGAGCUAAAGGAAAUGGCUAUGGACAUGGGAUCUGAAAUAGAUAGGUUAGUCAUUCUAUGUUGUACUAGUACCUAUCUUUGGUGGUCGAAGUCGAGUGAACUACAUAGAAUACUAAUUGUUUAUUUCCGAGAUGCAGGCAGAACAAAGCUAUGGAUCAUGUUCAGGAUGACGUGGAAGAGUUAAAUUUCCGAGUGAAAGGUGCCAAUCAGCGCACACGUAAUUUGCUUAGAAAAUAGAGGGGUGUCUCAGUAUUGUUUGGACAUCUACUUGUGCCGUGCCACCAUCCAUCUCGUAAAAUGUAAAUUGCAUGCUACGGGAUGCACUCAUUUCACUAUCUGGUAUGAAUUUCUACCAAAACAGAUUUUUUAUGCUGGCAGGGGCUGUUCAUUUCACCGAGCUAAUAGCAAUUACCAAAUGCGCGUGAUGAUAUUGCAUA
Messenger RNA from Salvia miltiorrhiza (redroot sage), 1512 nucleotides. RefSeq names its product SNAP25 homologous protein SNAP33. Gene Ontology annotation, cellular component: SNARE complex; plasma membrane. NCBI's taxonomy places the organism in Eukaryota, Viridiplantae, Streptophyta, Magnoliopsida, Lamiales, Lamiaceae. The record is from RefSeq and is a predicted model, not a curated record. The transcript is spliced from 5 exons. The coding region runs from base 321 to 1259 and encodes 312 amino acids. Gene Ontology annotation, molecular function: SNAP receptor activity.